GCAGUCCGACCUGCACAUAUCGCACUGCGGCGGUUUCCACUCGCGGCGCCUCAAUACGCUGGUGGCGCUGCUGAGCACCGCAGCAGCGCUGUUCGGCCACCCGCCCGUGCAGUGGGACGCGGAGACGCUGGGCUGCGACCCCAGCCUGUCCUCCCUGCCCACACGCGACCAGCGCUCCUUCUCCUCCGCGCUGGCCGAGGUGGCCGACUGGUUAUUGGACACACCCCGGCACUCGGACGAGUUCAUUGUGCUGUACUUGGACGACCAGCUAGACCUGCAGGCCUGGGGGAAAGUACGGCAGCUGCUAGACACGGUGACCGCUGCCCUGCCCGCCCCGCUGUUCAUCACUCCCGGGGAGCUGGAGGCCAUUACGAGGGAGCUGGGGUCCGUACCCAGUAUCGAGCAGUUGGUACGGCAGUACGGCAAGCGGGUGCUGCUGAUGAGCGGGGCGGACUACAGCGAGGAGAUGUCCUGGCUGGCGUUCAACCACCACUCCCCCUGCGACUUUGGGGAGCCGCUGUUUAGCUACUUCGAACCCGCCCCCCACUGCUCCUUCCACCCCCCCUUUCGAAGCUGGCACCAGCCCACCAUGCGCGGGCGGCUGCUGCGCUCCCCCACCUGCCACCUCAGCUACGGGCCCUACAACUGCUCCAUGAAGCGGGGGGAAAACAUCUAGACGCCCGCCUGCUGCCCGCCGCCACGUCCUGCGGCCUCAACGUGCCCUGCCCGGACACCAUCACACCCUCCCUGGUGGCGGCUUUCGUGUGGAGCUGGGCGCCGGGACACACACCGCCGCAACCGCAACCGCAAUCGCCGUUCCAAAACCAUUCACGGCGUCCCCAGCCGCCCCACCAAAAGCAAGACCUGCAUCGGAAACGUCAGCAGCAAAAGCAGCAGCAGCAGCAGCAGGGGGAGGUUUGCGGGCUGAUGCGAGCUAGCGACGGGCGGUGGGAGGUGCGGGCGUGUGGGGAGGCGAGCUACGCGGCAUGCAGACGAGAUGCGGGUCCGCAGCACCUGCCGGGUCCGGAGGCCUGGUCACUGGCAGCGCGACAGCUGCCCUCUUCCGCAGCCCCCUCCUCUUCUUCCUCCUCUCCCUCUCCCUCCUCCCCCUCCUCUUCUCCUUCUUCUUCCUUUGCCCCCUGCCCACCCGGCUUCGUGCCCGGAGGCCCCCACACAGCCCGAGAAAACUACGAGCUCUGGCGACUGCUGCAGGCGACUCGGCAGGAGCCGCAGCAGCAGCAACCGCAGGGUCUAACCGAGCAGCGCCAACCGCAGGAGCGGCAACCGCAGCAACAUUCAAAGCAAUUGCAUCAGCGACAUCAGCGGCAACAGGAGGAGGGAGAAGACA
This is a messenger RNA of Astrephomene gubernaculifera, 1348 nucleotides long. The record is from the annotation of a GenBank genome assembly. NCBI's taxonomy places the organism in Eukaryota, Viridiplantae, Chlorophyta, Chlorophyceae, Chlamydomonadales, Astrephomenaceae.